Molecule: messenger RNA, 1221 nt
Organism: Trachymyrmex septentrionalis
Lineage: Eukaryota; Metazoa; Arthropoda; Insecta; Hymenoptera; Formicidae
Source: RefSeq, a predicted model, not a curated record
AUGGUACGCGUUCAUCAAUUAAUAACAUAUUUUGACAAAUUGUUAGACUUUCUUGUCAAUCCUAUAUUUGUUUCUUCUCCUACGUCAUGCAUCAAUGAAAAGUACUUGCAACAUGGUAUAUUAGUGAAAAACAUGCUUCACUAUAUUAGGAAAUGCAUGCAUAGCAAAAUUGAAAAUUACUGGGAAAAUUGUAAUCUAGCAGCAUCAUUUACACUUACGUACGGCAACUUUAAUGAAUACACGAAUUAUUAUCACGUACUUCCUGUCGGCGAAGUAAAAUCUAUUAUAACAACAUUAGACCAAAAACUGAUUAAUUUGCUUGUAAAUCAGAUCAAGCAUAUUGAAACUUCCGAAUACAUAGUUUGGGAAAACACCGUAGAUGAUGAAAUCACUACAAUAUCACUACAACAAGGCAUCGCCAUGGAAUGCCAUUACUUUACAGAGUUUGUGAAGCAGAAUAAAUGUUUCAUGACAAACGAGGAACUGUUCCCCUAUCUGAAGCGACUUGUAGAUCCAAAAAAAUCCGAGGAAUCUAUUUUAACUCUUCAAGAACUCUGUCGUAAAAUCACAGAUGGUAGAUUGCAUGAUAUGAGGGAAUUGAUUAAACGCUAUAAAGAAUGGGAUUUGUCUAUAUUGGAUUUUAUCAACGAAAAGAUAGAAUUGUUGAAAAUUUACGAUGUUUCCGUUAUACUCGAAUAUGUUCAUUAUAUAUUCCCAUAUCUGCAUACUAAUGCAAAAAAGUAUCGGGUGUGUGUGUCAGUAUUGAAAAUAUUGAUUCAGCUAACAGUAAAUGACUUGCAUUAUGUUGUACAAAAUUAUGUGGAGCAGCAUUUUGACGACAAUCCUUUAGAGUAUCUGUACAAUGAAAAAUGUUUCAUAGAAUUCAUAGAGAGAUCUUCAUUUAUAGAACCUUGCGAAAUGACUGAAUUGGUUAGAACCCAAGAAUUGUGUACCCUCUUAACCUAUAUUUUGUUAAACCCGAAGGAAGUUUUAAGUAAAAUUGUGAUGUAUGAAAUAGACGUUAAAUUCUCCCAUGAUUUUAUGUUCGAAGAGAAUAUGUCUUUAGUACGAUCGUAUUACACUUUAAAGAGUAAUGAAUGCAAUGUGUUGAUGUACAUACUGAAGGACAUGAUUUUCGUACAGCGCAUAAUAUUAUGCUCCCGUUUUAUAGAUUUUAUGGAUAAUGUGUUAAGCUAUCAGGUGAUACAAUGCUAUAAAUGA